AAAUACAGGCGUUAAGAAUGUUACUACGCCUGAACAGCCACUGUCGUCUUCUUCGAGUUCAUUCCGUACACUGGGUAGCUCCUCGGCGAGGAAAUUCAAGUUCUUCUUCAGAGAUAUCCCCUCUUUAUUAGAUCAAAGACAUUGAAAUGGCAGCUUCUGCAGCUUCGAGCUUCCAGAUUGCAGCAGUAAAACCUUCUAUGUUUUCGGCUAAAGGAAUAUUUAGAGGUGGUUUGGCAAAAUUUGACAUGAAUUCUGUUGGACUAUCAUGGGGUAAAUUGUCCAGUGCUUGCCCUGUGUCAUCUGGACAAUAUUCCAGCCGUACCUUCACUUCAUCUCCAGUAAAGUUUAGCAAAGUAGUGACAAAGGCAAUGUCUGAGCCUAGUGAAAGCAAGCCUGCGCCGGGAUUGUCUAUCAAUUUGAAAGGUAAGAGGGCAUUUGUUGCUGGUGUAGCCGAUGAUAAUGGAUAUGGCUGGGCUAUUGCCAAAUCUCUUGCUGCCGCGGGAGCUGAAAUUCUUCUUGGCACGUGGGUGCCUGCUUUGAACAUCUUUGAAACUAGUCUACGCCGUGGGAAGUUUGAUGAAUCACGCGUGCUGCCUGAUGGUUCGAUGAUGGAGAUCACCAAAGUUUAUCCAUUAGAUGCAGUUUUCGACAAUCCAGAUGAUGUUCCAGAAGAUAUAAAAACAAACAAACGUUAUGCCGGCUCCAGUAACUGGACUGUUAAGGAAGUGGCAGAGUGUGUAAAACAGGAUUUUGGUAGCAUUGACAUUCUUGUGCACUCCCUAGCUAAUGGGCCAGAGGUAACGAGACCUCUGCUCGAAACCUCAAGAAAAGGAUAUCUUGCGGCAAUUUCAGCAUCAAGUUAUUCUUACGUGUCCUUAUUAAAGCAUUUCCUUCCAAUUAUAAACCCAGGUGGUUCCUCGGUCUCUCUUACGUACAUUGCUUCAGAGAGGAUCAUCCCCGGAUACGGAGGUGGAAUGAGCUCAGCAAAAGCAGCCCUCGAGAGUGACACAAGGGUUCUUGCUUUCGAAGCGGGAAGGACACAGAAAAUCCGGGUGAACACCAUAUCAGCUGGCCCGUUAAGAAGCCGUGCUGCAAAAGCCAUCGGAUUCAUCGACAUGAUGAUAGAUUACUCCCUUGCAAAUGCACCUCUCCAGAAAGAACUAUCCGCAGAUGAAGUAGGGAACACGGCAGCCUUCCUGGCAUCGCCGCUGGCUUCUGCCAUCACGGGCGCAGUCAUAUACGUCGACAAUGGUCUGAACGCGAUGGGCGUGAGCGUCGACAGCCCGAUAUUCAAGGACCUUGACAUCCCUAAAAGCAGUAGCUAAGGUUAAAAGUGCUUGCAGGCUUUGUAAGUUACAUGUGGAAACUAUAGAGCAAGUUUUGGGUCGUAGUGAUAGAAAUAGAGCAAGAAAGGGCAGGGCAGUGCAUAAGUCCUUCAAAUUUAUUUUUGUACGGCUGGCUCUGGACUUUUCUCUUACUUGCAUCAAUUUUACUCAAAAUAAAUCGCAUUCAUUCACUAGAAUUUCUACCCCCAAA
Messenger RNA from Andrographis paniculata, 1536 nucleotides. Its product is annotated as enoyl-[acyl-carrier-protein] reductase [NADH], chloroplastic. The record is from RefSeq and is a predicted model, not a curated record. Bases 147 to 1325 code for a protein of 392 amino acids. Lineage: Eukaryota; Viridiplantae; Streptophyta; Magnoliopsida; Lamiales; Acanthaceae. The transcript has 13 exons. Gene Ontology annotation, molecular function: enoyl-[acyl-carrier-protein] reductase (NADH) activity. Gene Ontology annotation, biological process: fatty acid biosynthetic process.